AUGCAAACAAUGGUAAAAUAUAAUGUUGUUUUAUUGUUGAUUAUCUCUAUGGUUUUUACGUGUUGUGGCACUGAAAAUGGUAAUGAAAGCAGUAAAGUUUAUAUUGUAUAUAUGGGGUCACUUCCUAAGGAAGCGUCCUAUUCUGCAACCUCUCAUCAUGUGAGCAUGUUAGAACAAGUGAUAGGUGAUAGCGGCGUAGAAAAUUCACUGGUUCAAAGUUACAAGAGAAGUUUCAAUGGUUUUGCCGCCAUACUCAAUGAGCAACAACGGGAAAAGCUUGUCGCCAUGGAAGACGUGGUCUCAGUUUUUCCAAGCACUAAUUUCCACAUUCAAACUACAAGAUCGUGGGAUUUUCUUGGAUUUCCUCCAUCAAUCAAAAGGGAUCAAAUUAUUGAGAGUGAUUUAAUAAUUGGAGUCAUAGACAGCGGAAUAUGGCCGGAGUCCGAAAGUUUCAACGACAAAGGUGUUGGUCCCAUUCCAAAAAAGUGGAAGGGAGUUUGUAAAGGUGGUUCUAACUUCACUUGCAAUAAAAAACUUAUCGGAGCGCGAUUUUAUGGCAACACGGAUAGUGCAAGAGACGACGCUGGUCAUGGAACUCACACAGCAUCCACUGCAGGUGGAAGAGAGGUGCAAGGCGUGAGCUUUUUUGGUCUUGCAAAAGGCACUGCAAGAGGUGGAGUCCCAUCUUCAAGGAUUGCUGUGUACAAAUUAUGUGGCGCAGAUGGUGCAUGCACGGGUAGUAAUAUCUUAGCUGCAUUUGACGAUGCCAUUGCGGAUGGUGUUGACAUCAUCACAAUCUCACUUGGGAGCGAUACUCCUCUUGACUUUCUUAAGGAUCCUAUUGCUAUUGCUUCUUUUCAUGCCGUGGAGAAAGGAGUACUGGUAUCGCAUUCCGCAGGAAACUCUGGGCCUGGGCCAAGUUCUACUUCAAGUGUAGCACCUUGGUUAUUUAGUGUUGCUGCUACAAGCAUAGAUCGUCAAUUCAUUGAUAAGCUCGUUCUUGGAAAUGGGAAGACUCUCGUUGGUAGGUCGGUAAAUACUUUCACUUCAAAUGGCACUAAAAUUUCAAUAGCCAAGGGUUCUUGCACGAAUGGCUUUGGCCAAACAGUGGUCAAAGGAAAGAUUGUUGUGUGUGAUUCACCGGCGUUUGAAGAAUCGGCUUUUCUAAGUGGUGCAUUUGGUAUAGUCUCAAGUGCUGACGUAAAUGACGUUUCUUUUGUAACUCAAAUGCCUUCGGUUACCCUUGAUUCAAAAGACUAUGUUCUUGUUCAAUCUUACAUAAAUUCCACUAAAUCCCCUGUAGCUGAAAUUUUGAAGAGUGAUAUCUUCCAUGACACAACUGCUCCUAGAGUUGCUUCUUUCUCUUCUCGUGGCCCAAACUCAUUUAUUCCACAUAUUUUGAAACCGGAUAUAAGUGCCCCCGGAGUGGAUAUCUUGGCUGCAUAUUCACCUCUAGUCCCACCCUCCGGGAAUUCCGGCGACACCAGAAAGGUCAAGUACAACAUAGAAUCUGGAACCUCCAUGGCAUGUCCCCACAUUACUGGAAUUGCUGCCUAUGUGAAAUCAUUUCAUCCAGAUUGGUCGCCUGCAGCUAUCAAAUCUGCCAUCAUGACCACAGCAAAACCAGUGAAUGGUACUUAUAAUGACUUGGCUGGUGAGUUUUCUUAUGGAUCAGGAAAUGCAAAUCCAGCAUUAGCGGUGGACCCGGGACUUAUUUAUAACAUCACAAAGGACGAUUAUGUGCAAUUGCUUUGUAAUUAUGGUUACGAUAAUGCAAAAAUUAAACAGAUUACUGGAGACAACUCAAGUUGCCGUGGUGCUUCUAACCUAACUUUGAUAAAAGAUCUAAACUAUCCUGCAAUAGUGAUUUCUGUUGCGCCUGAGACACCUUUCAAUAUCAAGUUUCCUAAAAAAGUUACAAAUGUUGGCUCUCCUAAUUCAACCUACAAGGCUACUGUCACUCCAAUUCCAAAUGUCAAGAUUACGGUGGAGCCAAAUCUUCUGUCAUUCAAAUCAUUACAAGAGACACAGUCAUUUUUCGUCACAGCUGUUGGAAAACUAGGAUCACGUCAAACUUUGCUUUCCUCCUCACUUGUUUGGUCAGAUGGCACUCACAAUGUCAAGACUCCAAUUAUCGUGCACAUAAAACCCUAA
This is a messenger RNA of Lathyrus sativus (Indian pea), 2154 nucleotides long. Lineage: Eukaryota; Viridiplantae; Streptophyta; Magnoliopsida; Fabales; Fabaceae. The record is from the annotation of a GenBank genome assembly.